Cottoperca gobio is the source of this 1334-nucleotide messenger RNA. Its product is annotated as pro-opiomelanocortin-like. Gene Ontology annotation, molecular function: neuropeptide hormone activity. Lineage: Eukaryota; Metazoa; Chordata; Actinopteri; Perciformes; Bovichtidae. Gene Ontology annotation, cellular component: extracellular region. Bases 219 to 908 code for a protein of 229 amino acids. Gene Ontology annotation, biological process: neuropeptide signaling pathway. The record is from RefSeq and is a predicted model, not a curated record. The transcript is spliced from 3 exons.
GGCCUUGAGACUCCACACUUCAUGCGUCUAUAAAAAGAGCUUUCCUCCUCUAAGGGAGCAACAGCAGACCUUCUCCUACUGAGCAUUUCAUCACAGAGCAGAGAGAAGCAGAAGAGGAGGAGAGAGAGCGCAGUUAAGAGUCGCCACUCUGGAAGAUCUGUGGACAAACGGAGAAAAACAAGAAGAGAGGAAAAGAACGCUUUUAGAAAAGGCUGAACAUGGUGUGUCUAUGUUGGCUGUUCGUGGUGGUGAUGGCGUACGUGUGCGUCCCCGGGUUUGGGUUGAAGUGCUGGGACACCUCCAUCUGCAACGACCUGAGCAACAAGGGAAGGAUACUGGACUGCAUUCACUUCUGCAUGUCUGUAAUCCAGACUGAAUUUCCACUCAGUGCAUUGACGAUGAAGGUCAAUGGGGACGAUGACCUCUUUCUCAACAUCAUUCUGGCCACAUUGGUGUCUGAAAACAAGAUAUCAGAUUCAAAUCUGAAAGCCCACAUCGACGAGCGACGCUCCUAUUCAAUGGAGCACUUCCGCUGGGGCAAACCCACCGGCCGUAAACGCCGGCCCGUAAAGGUUUUUGCCUCUUCUCUGGAGGGAGGGGGCUCUUCUGAGGGCAGUUUCCCCCGUCAGGUUCGCAGGCAGCUGAGCAGCAACGAGGAUGAAGUGAAUGGAGGAAGUCAGAACCAGGGAUUGCCGAGGGCGAGAGUCAGCUCUAACUCACAUGUCCCGUUGAGCCUGCAGGAGAGAAAAGAUGGCACCUAUCGGAUGAGUCACUUCAGAUGGGGGAGUCCAACUGCGUCCAAACGUAACGGGAGCUACAAGAACAAGUGGGGGGGGAAACCUCAGGGGCAGCUGAGCAACCUCUUCAGGAACAUUAUAGUCAAGGAUGUGCAGAGGAUAAUGGGCUGAAUGGAGGAUGGAGGAGAGAGGGGGAAGGCCGGGUAGUUGAAAGAAUCUAAUAGCCAUUGCAUGUUAGUACCCACAGGUCUUUAUUUUAAAUUACAGGAAUGUGUCAUUAUCAUUAGCAUGUUGUUGAAUGUAUUUUCUGGGCCAAAGCUUUGUUUCAUUAAAACCUUAACUAAAGAUAAGAAACAAGGCAUUGUUUGUUGUUGAAUAAAAACAAUAAUGCACCUACAGCCUGCCUUGACCUUCUUGGUUUGAUUUGAGAGUGGGGGUUUUUCUUUUUCUUGUGGGAAAUGUUAUCAUUGAUCGAACAGAGAAUGCCAUUCCAAAGCAAGAUGUGGGUGUGAAUUAAAGUAUUUCAAAAAAUAUAUCCAGUUUAUUUACAGAGUGGUAUCUUUUUGUAUAUUAUUAGAAUAUUAAAGAUCAUAUGGC